Messenger RNA from Capsella rubella, 1031 nucleotides. RefSeq names its product sufE-like protein 2, chloroplastic. The transcript has a single exon. The coding region runs from base 175 to 954 and encodes 259 amino acids. The record is from RefSeq and is a predicted model, not a curated record. NCBI's taxonomy places the organism in Eukaryota, Viridiplantae, Streptophyta, Magnoliopsida, Brassicales, Brassicaceae.
GAAAUCUCAAUGCAAUCAUGAUCCUCUCUCUGUCGCGUAGUUGAAGGAGCUCUCUCCUCUGAUUACCUUUAUUUAUAUAUCUCUCUCUCUUCUCCUUCUUCUACCUUCUCCUCCCAUUUUUAAUUUUGGUUUUUUUUUUUUUUCUGUUUUGUUGCAUUGCCCUUGUUACGGAACAUGAACACUUCAUCAUCGUUCAUCAAGGCCUUUGCAUCUCCUCCUUUGAUAUCUUCUUCCGGACCAACAAGAAAAUCUUUACAGAACCCAAGAUUCUCUUCCAAACUCCCAAGAUUAUGUCUUAAAACCAUUAGAUGCAUGCGAGAUUCUUCUCUUUCGACUCCAAACGCUACAAGCCCUAGUCUUUCUUUCGCAACGGUUGAAGCUCCCUUGGGGACAAAGACCUCGGACAAGCUUCGUAUCCUCGUAUCUGAGUUUCGGUCCUUAACCGAACCGAUCGACCGAGUCAAACGUCUCUUAAACUACGCGGCUGAUCUAGCCCCACUAGAUGACUCGGCUCGCGUCUCGGCGAACAGAGUCACGGGGUGCACGACUCAGGUUUGGUUGGAGGUAAAGAUGGACGAGUAUGGGAGGAUGAGGUUUAAAGCGGACAGUGAUUCGGAGAUCUCGAAAGGGUUUUGUUCUUGUCUGAUCUGGAUCCUCGAUGGUGCAAAGCCAGAGGAAGUGAUGGGGGUGAGAAGCGAGGACCUGUCGGAGAUGAACGUUGGUGUUCACGGCAAGGAACAGUCAAGGGUCAACACGUGGCAAAAUGUGUUGAUGAGUAUGCAGAAACGGACCAUGACUCUAGUUGCCGCUGACGUGGCGCACCGAGGAGGAGAGAGACCACCGCAUCAUGAUCUCUUAUUUAAAUACGCUAAUGGAAGUUACAUGGAAUCUUCCAAGGUUCAUCAUGAUUACUCCAUUUCGUUGCUCCCCUUGUACUAUGAUUUCACCAUAUGAAUGUGUUUGGUGUUGUUCAUAUGAAUAUUUGUAGUCAAGCCCUAUGGAAACAUAAAUCAAAGUUUGUGUUCUGUCCA